UAAAUCCCAGCAGGGAGAGCCUGAAUCUGACUUGUUCUCAUUUCAUUCUGCCCCAAGAAUUCCUGAGGGGAUGGAGCAGGUGGAAAACUUCCUGGUGUUGGUGGAUUUUGGGGCCGGGGUCUUACCUGUGCUGUGGAUGCUCAGACCUGUAGGAGAGGUGUGGGGGGAAUUAUGGGUGCUGGGGGUUCACCACAAACCCCCCCCCCCAAUUCCGGUGGUCUCAGGGGUCACAGCUCACUGUGGGGGGUCCCCAGACGCUGUGGCACGUGAGGUUCGAAGGGGAAUUGGCAGAAUUUCAGGGAUUUCAGCUCUUUUUUUGUGUCGGUAGGGCCGGCGCCAGAGCCGCGCGUAGAUGACUACAUUUCCCAUCAGCCCCCGCGGCCUGCACCGGAAACGGCCUCUCCAUUUCUCAUUUAUUCACUUUCCCAUCAGCCCCCGCGGCCUGCACCGGAAAUGGCUUAUUUUCCCAUGUACUCAGUUUCCCAUCAGCCCCCGCGGCCUACACCGGAAGUGGUAUCUUCCGCUUCCCGUAGACUACAUUUCCCAGCAGCCCCCGCGGCACCGGUGGGCCAAGAUGGCGGUGGGGAGCGGCGCCGGUGCUCGGGAGCUUUUUGCUGAGGGGCUGCUGCAGUUCCUGCGGCCCGCGGUGCGACAGCUCGACCGGCACGUGCACAGCGUCAGGGAGAGCCAGGUGGAGCUGCGGGAGCACAUCGACAGCCUGGCCACAGAGCUUUGCCGUAUCAACGACGACCAGAAGGUGGCGCUGGACCUCGACCCCUACGUGAAGAAGCUGCUGAACGCCCGGCGCCGCGUGGUGCUGGUCAACAACAUCCUGCAGAACGCGCAGGAGAGGCUGAGGAGGCUGAACCACAGCGUGGCCAAGGAGACGGUGAGGAGGAGGGCGAUGCUGGAGGCUGGGGGCUACCAGGGCAAGUGAGUGACCACUGAGUGACCACUGAGUGACCAGCAAUCUGUCAGCCCCAGCUCCUGGACUGAGGGGUGUCCCCCAGCACCUGCAGCUGAGGGAACUGGAAUGCUCAGAGCCCUGGGCUCGGAAUUUUGGGUGCUGGAAUAAAAGUGACUGAGAGUC
This is a messenger RNA of Oenanthe melanoleuca, 1090 nucleotides long. It is a transcript of the gene SNAPIN, whose product is annotated as SNAP associated protein. Bases 353 to 937 code for a protein of 194 amino acids. Gene Ontology annotation, biological process: endosome to lysosome transport; intracellular protein transport; lysosome localization. The record is from RefSeq and is a predicted model, not a curated record. Gene Ontology annotation, cellular component: BLOC-1 complex; BORC complex; synaptic vesicle. Lineage: Eukaryota; Metazoa; Chordata; Aves; Passeriformes; Muscicapidae. Gene Ontology annotation, molecular function: SNARE binding. The transcript has 4 exons.